CCCCUCUUCAAAAUUAUGUAACUUAUUAUGCGUCUUGUUGAACUGCGAAUAUCGCCUUAAGUAUUUACUGAUGAUGUCUUCAUAGUCAAGAAAAUUGUACCAUUUGAAAUUGAUAUAAACUGCAUUUGUUUGAUCUUCGUUGAGGAACAAGUUCAGAUAACACGCUUGUUGCUAUGACUACAUGAUGUUUUCGUAUAGCAACCAGUGAUAGUAACAGGUUUUUAAAAUGGCCGCGCGGAGAAAUUUAUUUAAUUAGAACAUUUCCAAUUUAGUAAUGUGACAAAUACCAUGCAAGAAGUAUAUAAUUUAUCAAGUAGUGACCGGGUAAAAAGACUGGAAAAUGAUCUUGCAAAAGAUCUUCAAGAAUUACAAAUUGCGAUCGAAGAAAAUGAUUUUCUAAGCAACUCAACUGUUGCAAGCAAAACUUUCAGCUCUCUACCUUUACCAAAAGAUGUGGGACAUUUUCAACGAGAAAGAAAGAUUGCAUUAACAAAGGCCUUACAGGUGCGUGAGGCCAGAGGCCUUAAAUGUCAGGCAGAUCUAAUGAAUCAAGAAUUGAUGAUAUCACAGCAACUGGAAUACACCAAUAAAAGUCUUCCUCUCAUAUUACACCAGUUUUUUGUGGAAAAGGUGUCAGAAUUGGUGCAAUGUAAACACAUGUACAUGUUACGAUGGGCAAGAUUUUGUGAACAUAGCAAGACUAUUGAGGAACUUUAUCCAGUGUACCAGGAUAGGCUAUGUUCAAUCAUGAAUGAAUACCAAGAUAGCUUAGAGCGAGCUCGUAGACUAUCUAUUGCUCGGGAAGCAGUCCUUGCUGGCAAUGAAACGGCAAUGAAUGUCGUCACGUUGAAUGACUUGCUGAUCUACACAAGAUCUUUUGUUUGUCAACGACAUGCAGUAAAGAGAAUCCACACUUUUCUAAAGUUGAUAGAAUGGCUGCCUUACUCUCAUGCUAAUGCAGUUAGGCUGGAAAAGACAGAUAUAUUGACAGAUGGCCAUAAAAAACCUAAAGAGAUCAAUUUGAAAGCAAAGAAAAGGUUUUCAAAAGUGAUGAACCAAGUCUCUGUUGUGAUGCAGCUAAACCUACUCAAACAAACAAGCGAUGGCUCUCCUUCCCCUUCACCUUUAAGUCUGUCAUCCUUCCAGUUGGUUGCCCCCAAGAGUUCUUCAAUUGCCGUUGGAUUAGCUGCAUCUGGUGGGGGACUGGGCACGGAUGAACUUAACGUAGAAAUGCCGUUUCAUGAGACGUCACUGAACAAAUUAAAACCAACGUUGAACUUCCUUCUCGGUUGCUACGCUAUUGAUAUGGACGUUCAUCAAAUAAAUACCUUUGCCGAUGAAAUGGAGCUCUUUACGUUAGUCUUACAGAAAUUCAACAAGAUAUUUUCAAAGCAAGAACAACUUCGAACUUUUCACGUAUAUGAUGCCUUUGUUGAGGAUUUCAAAAACAUGAAAGGUGAAGGUAGCUCCUUUACGUACAAGAAAGAAUGCAACUGGGUUAACUUUCUUUACAUCAAGCCCGAACUAAACGGUGAUCAAGUACGUUGCAUGACGGAACUUCGACAAGGAAAUAACAUUGAUGAGUUGUUGAAGAUUUAUUCCAGUUUUUUGCGAGUCAAGCAUCCUCAGCGUGUUGUUGAAAUUUUGCGUGAGCACGCGAGGAAGGUGGUGGAGCCAACAGAACUGCCAGGCAUAUCCGUGACAACGCACAAAACAAAAGGAGAUACCUUAGCAGUUUGGAAGAAAAUUUUUGAACAAACGUUUACACAGAGUAUGACGUCACGUGAGGUUAUUCUGGAUUUUGAUACCAAACUUGGUGAGGAUAUGCGGUUGAAAACAGACCCUGACUUAUCCCUUGGGACAGCUGCAGAUAUGUUAGGACUUGAGGACAGGGAUUCUUUGUCUUGCCGGGACACAGGAGCAUAUAUGUCUUACUUGCUUUUGAGGCAUUUAAGAAUACGAGACCUACAGCGGACUUGUCUAGCAUUUCUCAAUUAUUUUCGAUCCAUUGAGAGGACGCUGACUAUUAAUGAUAGUGGGCUAUCGUUGGAGAACGAGCGACAACAUGCGACUGGUCGUGAAGUAUUUCAUGGUGGAGGAUUACAGGGUCUUUCAUCACAUCAAUAUCUUCAUCACACUCCAGCUGACUUUGUUGUUGAUUCUACUGAUUUUAUGAAAUAUUCUGAGGUUGAAAACCACGAUGAUUUUUAUAAAAUUGACGAAGGUCGUGUUCACGUUCAAGAUCAAAGAGGUGUAUACAUUAUGUAUGAAGAAUCUUUAAAGGAUUUUAGAAAUCUCGAGAAAGAUUUACUUCUUGUUGCGUCGCGAUUCAUUGAAAAUACAAACGAUCUUCAAAAUGCCCGGAUGUGUCACGUUGACAUUGAAGAGUAUGGUCAUGCCUAUAUCGACCGUUUUGGUAUUAUUCUUGAUAUUUGGUCAAACGAAGCCUCUUAUCUUGAAAAUAAAAGACAACUGUUAGAUACCUAUUAUGAAGCUUAUCAGCACACCUAUGAUCGUGAACAAAAACGACAACUUUCUCAGGUGAUUGUAAAUAUUCUUCAUCAAAGACCAAGGUUCGAUUUACGCGAAUCAUAUUUCGUGAAGUUGUAUCGAGCUGAAAGUGUUUGUCUACGGCUGCAAUGUGAUAUCAUCAAGAAUGUGUUGGAUGACCAGAUAUCUGAGCAACGUGAAUACGUACAAAAGGUGACCAGAGAUGGUAACCAUGAAUUUGGUCUACCACAUCGUAUCAUUCCAAAGCAGAAGAUUGCAGUUAAUCUGAGCAGGCCUUGUUUGAAAUACGUGUACAUGUUAGAGUAUCAUCCUUCUCUUGGACUUGCUUCUCUUUUACCACAAGCCAUCCAGCAUACUUUAAAGGUAUUUGUCAAUGUGAAUAAGCCUUCAGGUUCCAUGGAAUUAAUCAAGAUUGAAAGGUGUCUCCUGGAGAUCGUUCAAAAGGAAUGGGACCAAACAAAGAUUGUUGGGAGUACCUACUCUCAACAAGUGCAAAAAGAUUUUUUCUCUGAUGUAUUCAUUGAAGAUCCAAUAUUUGUCUGCGAGGUUGGUCAGUCUAAGCUCAACGCUUUCGAUACAAACUCUACUGGACGUAAAUCAGUAAAGGAAAGACAACAGGCUCUCGUCAAGGCUUGGUGUGAUUUACUAGAGGUGUUGAGUCUUCGCCAUCGAUUUGUUACUUCGGCCUACGAAAGUGAAGUUCUAAUGAAGAUUUACAAAAAUCGAUGCAAAGAUUUUGCUUGGGAAGAUCAUCACAGCUAUCUUCGGGCCGUUUCUUUUGAUUUUGCGCAACUCAAACCGGAGGCCGAACUUCAUCGUAUCUCAAUCGACUCAUUACUUCAGGAUGACGGGAGGAUUGACAGGUACACGCCUGGUUCACUUCCCCUUGCUAUUCAAGAAAUUGAUGAAAAACAUAUUGGAUCUAUGAACUUCAGAACGCGAGAAGGUGUUUUGCAGAUUAUCGGUCGCCAAGGGAUUGAAAGGAUGAAAGUGAUGUUGUCCAGUCAGGUUGUUCACAAAAAUCUUUUAGCGUCGGCUGUGAUACUUGGUAUUGAAUGCGAAAAUGCUAUAUAUAGAGAAAGACGUUUGGGAACAACUAUGAACAAAAGUGUCCAGUCAAAAUCCCCAGCAAUGAUGUCAGCGGAUUUUCGUGAUCUGAGCAGUCAAGAGACAUCUGGCACAACCACUCCCACGCAAAUGACAUUCACUAGUCACGUGAGACGGGAGCACAGUCGUGUUCCUAAAUUAGCAUUCGUCUCAUUGCAACUAGAGAAGGUGUGGCUUCGUGACGUCAUGCUUAAUGAUUACGUCAGAAAGAAGAACACCAUGAGUAUUACAUCAAAAAACGUGGAGGAAACGAUGAAAGUAAAAAGAAAUCUUAUCCACAGCUUUUGUCAAUCUCUUCAAAAAACGGUGUCUGAGUAUUCAAUGAGAGCUCAGAUCAUCUCUUACUAUGGCAGUCUUCUUGAUCUCUUAGCGGAGUUUCCUUCCACGAGAGAUUCGCAUUUUAUGCUUGGAAUGGAGUUUGCGGGGAAAGUUGAAGAAACAGAAGUGUCAUUUGACGACAACAUUUCCCGUCUCACUCCUCGAAGUCCAAACUUGUUGUCAAUCGACGGUUUGGAGCUAAUUAAUCUUUGGUAUAUUCCGCAUUUUUCUGAGAUUCUUGCGAUGUUUGCAAAAUUAUCUCCGUUAAAGAGGAUUGAACGUCUUAAGACAAUUCUUCAAAUUGUCUCCUCGCUGCACGACAUUUGUCAUUACCUCUGUGCGCAUGCUCGUUUGGGCAGUUCUCACGCUCGCCUUGGGUCACAAAAACUACAAUUCUCUGGUGUUACUGCAGACUGGGGAGGAACAGAGGGUAUAGGAGCUGAACUUCGGGAAAUCCAAAAACACAUAAAUCAUCUUACGGAACCAUGUGACCCUACAAAGGUCGCUGAAUUUUUACAAUAUCGUCGUGACGUCAUGUACCUGGAGUUUGACAUAUCCGUCAGUUGUUGCGUCCCAGGUACUUUUCUACAGACUGGAAACGGAGCUUCUUGUGCGUCUGUUAUUAACAAUAUGGAGUAUCCGCUACAGAAUCUAAGCAAUAUCCCCAGGUAUUUAUAUUCUAUACAAUACUUGGUUACCAGUCCCGAGCCAUUUCAGUCACUUCACGUUAUGUCUUCGGACUGUCCCUGGCGAUCGUUCUUGGCUCGGAAUGGACCAUUUCCACUCCAGUAUUCACCGUGGUUUGAUAUUGGCAAGAACAUGCAGCAUUGUUUAGCAGGACUAAGGGAUGUGGAUAGACACGUGGUUAACGGUGAGAUCCUCGGGGUGUCUUUACAACUUGAAGAUAUUUUACAGAAUGGUGCAUCUCAUGAGCUUCUUUCCCAUCCUUACGUAUCUGGAGUUCACCCGCUAGAUAUCCAAGCAGGACCUCUCUCAUUCACAAAGGAUCCUCUAUCAUCUAUCAAGUUGCUUCAACGGUUUUUAAUAUGUUGGUCAAGAGUAGAACUGUUGAAGAAAGAAUGGUGUUGUAGAAAAUUAAAAGUCAAUUCUUUAAUGUCAGCCGAGACUUACCACGCUUCUGGGAAAGUUUUCAGAGUCGACGUUCUUGAGCCAGUAUACCAACAAAUAUCUUUAAAGAAAGGCAUAACGUCAAAUUAUGCAGCAACAGUAAGCGAUGACGAUCCUAUUUUCACUCCCCCCGGAACUAAUGAUGUGGAGUUAAAAGUGAAAGUGCUCAAUCGCCUACUGGAAAAUUUUGAAUGCAUCAUGAUUGCUGACGUUAUGAAGAAGAUAGCACGUGAACAUACUUUGGUUCUCGCAGAAAGAUCACGUGAAGAUACCACUUUGCCCACCGAUUUGUGGAAAAAACCCAUUAUGAAAGAAUCAACGACAAUCGAGAAACCUCAACUUGUAGAGAAUUUCGUCCAAAAUUUGAUGUUUGAUGGAUUUGAAAAUAAUGAUACGAUAUGUUUUGAUAAAACUCAUUUCCAACAUUGCUUGGUAAAAUUAGCCUCGGAGGCAAUGGCCAGGAGCAGUUGCUUCACUGGCUACGCCAUGUUUUAUGAAAAUCUCCUUCGCCAUCAACAUCAAUUAUUAUACUCGAGAGAACAGGAAAUCAAGCAAUUGCGGGACGCUCAAAUGGAGUUUGCUUCACGAUCUCGAGUGAACAUUGAUUGUCAACUCGCUGAAAAAACGCACGAACUUUUGUUAGAAAUCACAGCAUUGAGAGCUAAAAUAGCUGAACUUUAUGAUGAAAUUAAUGUCAAGGAAAGUGAAGUUAACGAUCGUCUUAAAAAAAACUACAACACUUUAGUGCGAGAUUUGUUCGCUCGAUGUUUCUCGAUGAAAAACAAAUUUGAAGAGUUCAGACUCUCUUUACAUGAUGACGUACUUGACAGCCUUGGUGACGUCAGGCGGCAAGCUAUGGAGAACAUGCGCAAGAUCAGGGAGAGGUCUGGAACGUUCAAAGAAGAUGCGGACAAUUUAUCAAAGUUUCGCAUGGAAAAUGUGGAAAGAAUAAGACGAUAUCAAGAAGAAAAUAAAAAUUUAGGAGCUUUGUUUUACAAGAUAAAGAUAAUGAAUUUUUGGAAAAAUACCCGUAUGAGUUCGCAUUAUUUUCAAACUGUUUCAACACUUCGCGAUGAAGCGGACAGAGCCAAGAAAGAAUGUUUGGAUACGAAGAGACUUUCAGAAGAAAGAGAAAUAUUACUAAAGCAAGAACAGAUUGCUUUACGAGAGGCUUUAGAGACGAUUGAAAAGGAGUCUGAAAUCUUAAGGAAGAAACUUUCUCAUCAGGAGAAGACAAAAUUUCAAAAAACUCACGCUCGCAUCCAGGAAAAAAGAAGUUUGAAAAGUAUGGAAUUGGCUAGGUCGACGAAUAUCGACAAACUGAUCUCAGAUUUGGACGAAAGAGAGAGUCAACUUCGAGAAAUGACAUCUAACCUCCUACGUGAUCAGAAAAAAAAUAUGCUGGCAAAAGAACACUCAAAGAAGAAACAGAAGCAAUUGUUGCAUCAACUUGAGCUUGAACGGAAUCUGAAAUUAGGAGCAUUUGAAAGAGUUGACGAACUCCAGCGGCAGGUUUAUGAACAAGUGUAUGAACUACCAACGACCAUUCGUCCUCAGACCACGCCACGAACUAACCUCAAACAUUCGGCCUCAGACGACCCCAUCGUCUUUACUUCCACCAACGUCCAGCAACAACCACAGACGCAGAGCUUACUCAAGCAAAGUGUACUCGCAGCAUUCGAAGAAUAUCAAUGUACUCCCACCCAACCCCUGACUAUACACUUCCAUAGCUUUAUAUUCAUUAAUCAUUAUACUUGUAUACAUUUAAAUAGAUGAAUUCGUUUUUCUCUAUAUACACUCAUUUGCAUGAAAGGUGAACUUCUUGGGGAUCUAAACUCAUCCAAACCAUAGAAUUCAACAAUAAAAAUUAACAAAUGCUCUUUAUACGGAAUGAGCAGUCAACAGUUGUUCCAACAACUAGGUAAAAUUCUCUGGGGGUGGGCAAUCCUCUUAUAUCAAGUCCUACUCUAUGUUGAAUUUUUCUAUGUUCAUUUACUGUGUAAACAAAAGAUUUCUAAACAAUGAAUAAUCAUAAGAUUAUGAAAUUUA
Molecule: messenger RNA, 7113 nt
Organism: Xenia sp. Carnegie-2017
Lineage: Eukaryota; Metazoa; Cnidaria; Anthozoa; Malacalcyonacea; Xeniidae
Source: RefSeq, a predicted model, not a curated record